CACUACCACACACCUUAAUCAUCAACUCUCCAUCUCAACAACUACAACCAAAUCUCUUUCUGUUGUGAGAAACUCUCAUACAUUCCCUAAUACAUAGCACUGGUAGAUUGUUGCUAGCAUGGCGUUUAAAUUGCCCGGUAUUCUCAAUGCCAAGAAGAAUCUUCGUAGAUCUCUUUCGGGGCUUAAAGAAGGAGGUUUGAAGAGUGGUUUGGUUCCAAAAGGGUACAUUGCAGUGUAUGUUGGAGGAGAGGAUGAGGAGAAGAAAAGACAUGUAGUACCUGUUUGGUACUUGAAUGAGCCUUCUUUUCAACAACUACUAACCAUGGCAGAGCAAGAUUUUGGAUAUGAGCAUCCCAUGGGAGGACUUACCAUUCCCUGCAGAGAGCAAAUCUUCAUUGAUCUCACUUCUCACUUGAAUUGAUUAUUGUAAAUCAUAGAACUAACAUAAUUUAGUACAGAAACAGUUUUGUAGAUCAUAUACUUUUAACAUGAAAAGGAAAUUGUUUGAUUACUUUUGAAAGAUACAUUUAUAUAUACAGAAAUUUCUCAUUUUAGUCUACAUGUUCUUCUUUCAUUGAAAAUUAAAAUGGGAUAGUUAGAAAGAUUUAUGUCUUCAUCUCAUACUUUGUUAUAUUUUGCUUUAAUUACACUGCCAUUUUCUAUCAUAUAAAAUCUCUUGUUGU
This is a messenger RNA of Cannabis sativa, 683 nucleotides long. RefSeq names its product auxin-induced protein 15A-like. The transcript has a single exon. NCBI's taxonomy places the organism in Eukaryota, Viridiplantae, Streptophyta, Magnoliopsida, Rosales, Cannabaceae. Bases 119 to 421 code for a protein of 100 amino acids. Gene Ontology annotation, biological process: response to auxin. The record is from RefSeq and is a predicted model, not a curated record.